Molecule: messenger RNA, 2884 nt
Organism: Labrus bergylta (ballan wrasse)
Lineage: Eukaryota; Metazoa; Chordata; Actinopteri; Labriformes; Labridae
Gene: yrk
Product: Yes-related kinase
Biological process (GO): innate immune response; cell surface receptor protein tyrosine kinase signaling pathway; cell differentiation
Cellular component (GO): extrinsic component of cytoplasmic side of plasma membrane
Molecular function (GO): signaling receptor binding; non-membrane spanning protein tyrosine kinase activity; ATP binding
Source: RefSeq, a predicted model, not a curated record
CGCGCGUCCACUUGCUCCGUGCAGUGCGAGGCACCCAUAGGAGACACCACUCACACUCAGCUCUACACCAGGACUGUCAGGGAUAAAAGCUUUUAUCGGGUCAGUGGGAUUGUAUGAAGGUGUUUUCGUAGAACUUUGAGGUGGAAUUGAAGAGAAGGCGCCAUUAGGCUGUCCAAGGCCGGACCUCAUCAUCACUUCCUGUUUCUUUACGAGUGGCGAUGCUGAUUGACAGAUGAUUUGAAAGAGGAAGACAUCAGGUGAGAGAGAAGUGAACUUCUUCUUCCUCCUUAAACUUUUUACGCUGUCUCUGCGCUGGUUAUUAUGGGGUGUGUCUGUUGCAAGCGGAAAAAGUCUGCCAAAGAAGCAACAUCAUCAGCAGACAUUGCAGAUCUGUCUCCUAGCAACGCAGAUGGAGUGUCGUCCACGGCCUUGACUCAGGGCCGUUACUGCCCGGACCCCACUCAGAGCAUCCCGGACUUCAACACGGGCUUUUCCUCCAGCGCUAUCUUCGCCAACACCAACACAAACCAGCGGCCUGGAGGUGGUGGAGUCACUCUCUUUAUAGCUCUGUAUGACUAUGACGCUCGCACUGAAGAUGACCUGACGUUUCAGAAAGGAGAGAAAUUUCAGAUCAUCAACAACACGGAGGGUGACUGGUGGGAGGCUCGGUCUUUGGACACGGGCAACUCAGGUUACAUACCGUCCAAUUAUGUAGCUCCUGUUGACUCCAUACAGGCUGAAGAGUGGUAUUUUGGGAAGAUGGGGAGGAAGGAUGCGGAGAGACAACUGCUGGGUCAGGGCAACCAGAGGGGUACUUUCCUCAUACGAGAGAGCGAGACCACCAAGGGUGCUUACUCUCUGUCUAUCCGUGACUGGGAUGACAACAAGGGAGAACACGUAAAGCAUUAUAAGAUCCGCAAACUAGACAACGGUGGUUACUACAUCACUACCAGAUCUCAGUUUGACACCGUGCAGCAGCUGGUAGAGCACUACACAGAGAGAGCGGCGGGACUGUGCUGCCGUUUGAUUGGCAGUUGUAAGCGGGGCAUGCCUAAGCUGGCUGACUUAUCGGUGAAGACCAAGGAUAUGUGGGAGAUUCCCCGUGAAUCCUUGCAGCUGAUUAAGAAACUUGGCAACGGCCAGUUUGGAGAAGUCUGGAUGGGAAUGUGGAACGGUACCACCAAGGUAGCAGUGAAGACUCUGAAGCCAGGGACUAUGUCCCCUGAGGCCUUCCUGGAGGAGGCUCAGAUCAUGAAGAGACUCCGCCAUGACAAGCUGGUGCAGCUCUACGCCGUCGUGUCUGAGGAGCCUAUCUACAUUAUCACUGAGUUCAUGAGUCAAGGAAGUUUGUUGGACUUCUUAAAAGAUGGUGAGGGUCAGAGUCUGAAGCUGCCUCAGCUGGUGGACAUGGCUGCACAGAUCGCAGCUGGAAUGGCAUACAUCGAGAGGAUGAACUACAUCCAUCGUGACCUGCGAGCAGCUAACAUCCUUGUUGGAGACAAUCUGGUGUGCAAGAUCGCUGACUUUGGCCUGGCUCGACUCAUUGAAGACAACGAAUACACAGCCAGACAAGGGGCCAAGUUUCCCAUCAAGUGGACGGCUCCAGAAGCAGCGCUGUACGGGCGCUUUACCAUCAAGUCAGAUGUGUGGAGCUUUGGCAUCCUGUUAACUGAGCUCAUCACUAAGGGACGGGUGCCAUACCCAGGCAUGAACAACCGUGAAGUUCUGGAGCAGGUGGAGAGGGGAUACCGGAUGCCCUGUGCCCCAGGGUCCCCCGCCUCGCUCCAUGAACUGAUGGUGCAGUGCUGGAGGCGGGAGGCCGACGAAAGGCAUACAUUUGAGUACCUGCAGUCCUUCUUGGAAGAUUACUUCACUGCCACAGAGCCGCAGUAUCAACCGGGAGAAAACCUGUGACCACACAAACACACACAGGGGACAAAUAUGGAGCAAUAAAUGGACAAACACACACACACACACACACACACACACACACACACACACACACACACACACACACUCACACCAACAGUACGCAUAUAUAAUACAUAUCAUUGCAUUGUUUGAUUGUGUAGAUGCAGUUUCCCUUCUUUUGGUCUUCAUACUCUGCAGUCCAUUCAGGACACAUCACUCAACCAUCAUGAAGAGCAGAGUUGGAGCUCUGCUCAUCAGGCCUUGCAGUAAUGUUGCUUUACUCUGUAACCAUGACAACAAGGAACUGAAAGAAGAUGUAGAUGGUUGUGUUGAGGUGGGGGGGAAGUCAGAUUGGAACAUGAUGUGAUCAGCUGCCAUGUAUGUUCAGAUCCUUUGAUAUGUGUGUCUGAGAAAAUGAAUGUUGUAAGCAGACGUUUUACCUAAAACUGUUGAUACCAACGUAAAAGAGAGUGCAACAGAUUUCAGAUCUAACUAUAACAUCUUUGAGAGAGAGUCAAAAUGAACCUGGUGAAACUGCAUGGUAACUGAGCAGAUUAUGCACACAGACACAUCAGUCAUCUUAAAUGAGGACUAAUUUCAAACAAUGCACCAACCUGUGCCUAAAUGUGGUCAAAGGAAAGGCUAUUUUAGGUUUAAAAUACAUUUAAAACUUAGUAUAGUCUGAGAGAUUGUAAGAAAUGCUCUUUUUAUGUUAAUAUAAAUUUUGUAUGAACUGUCUCUGUUGUUAUAAUUUAACUCAGACAUAUCUGAGCAUCACAAAACUUCUUUAUCUAGUUAACAUGUAUAGGCCUACAGUUUUCAUUCAUUGGGAGGGCAGGGAUAUAUGUUUAAGACAAAGGGGAAGAUCAGUGUCAGUAGAUUUUGGAAAAAGUGUUUUACAUAUAUGUGUGACCUUUGAGUUGAGAUUCCCCUGUCAUGGUAUUGUAAUAAAGAUAUCUUUUCUGGGUAAUGA